GUUUUUUUAAUGAAUCCCCCUUUACUAUUUCUCAAGCUUCCCAAACAAACUAUGUUACAAUGAUCCCACGCUGCGGAGCUUCUCCAGAAGUGUAGAUUAGUUCAUUUACUUCUUGUUUUUGCAGAAACUGGAGGGGCACAACCGGCGUUGAGUCGACACAAGCAGUGUCACCCACAUUGUCCCGUCCAGUGUGGUCCAUCCCAAUCACCCGGCGAUGUCAGGAGACCUUCUACAGAGGCUCAGCACCUUCAUCCCGAGUGUGAAGCCCUUCCAGCUCUCCGACAUCGUAGUGCCCUCCUUGCCGCUGCCCAGCCCAACCGUCCCCUGCUCUGAAGUCCCCAUCCUGUUCCGGGAACCUUACAUUCUGACGGGCUACCGUCCCGUGCAGCAAAAGUGGCACUGCUACCUCCUCAGCCUCUUCCAGAAACACAACGAAUCCAUCAAUGUGUGGACUCACUUACUGGCCGCUCCUGUGUUGCUGCUUCACUGGCGGGCCAACUUAGGGCCCCUGGGGUACACCUUAGAUGUAGCCUCCCUGCCUUUACUCGUCUUCUUGGUGUCUUCGCUUACAUAUUUGUUCCUCAGCGCGGCAGCACACCUCUUUCAGUCGCACUCGGAGCAUGCACACUAUUUCUUCUUCUUCAUGGACUAUGUAGGCGUGGCUGUCUAUCAGUACGGCUGUUGCAUUGGACAUUAUUUCUACACGUCACAGCCGGCUUGGAGGGACAGCCUUGUAGGCUCCCUUUUCUUGCCAGGAGCUGCCUUCUUCAGUUGCCUUACCUGCGCUUGCUGCUGUUUCGCCAAAUCCAGAUUCCAGCGACCAUAUCCCGUGGGUCGGAAAGCGUGCCAGCUGAUCCCCACCUCGCUGGCAUAUCUACUAGACAUCAGCCCCGUGGUCCACAGGCUGUUCACCGCAUCCUGGGCGGAGGAGCGCUCCCUGCUCUUCCAUGCGCUCCAGAUUGCUUCAUUCCUCCUGUGCGCUGUUUUCUUCUCCUGUCCUAUCCCCGAGCGCUUCUUCCCAGGCCGCUGUGAUUUCGUUGGCCAAGGACACCAGAUCUUCCACCUCUUUUUGUCCCUGUGCACAUUGUUUCAACAGGAGGCUCUGUUCCAGGAUUACGUCAGGCGGCGGGAUACAGUGGUGGAGAUAUUCGGUUCUGUCACUCCUGGCCCCUCCCCAUUACACACAAACGCACCGACCAGCGAGGUGCAGCUCUUCCUGUCUCACUCGCUCGGCUGCAGCAGAGAAACGGAGAAGGAAGUUGCAUUUUUUUACACCACGGUAAGCUGCGACUUGUUAAAACAAUAUAACGCUGCACUUCAGUGCCCCGUGAGAAUGACGUCCUUGCGGAAACACGGCGUCAGGGUCCAGGAGAACAUUCUAUUUAUUUUCCCCGCACCCUCACCUUGCCUCAGGGGAAAGCAUGGCCGCCAGGGAGGGAGGUAUAUGCACGCAUGUGCAACAAAAGGUUGUUACUGAAUGCUUAUUUACUUUAUGCCACCGCAAAGUGAUAAAGCGAAUUCGUUCUGUAUGUUGCUACGUAAGUGACGUCCUUACAGGUUUUUCCGGAUGUGGUGUCCUUGCUAGUGAUUGCUGACAUGUAAAGUUAUAUAGUGUGUCCCAGGUAUCAGAAGAUAACAGAAUACAUUCAUUCAUCAGGUAAUUUUGGACUUAUUUUUUGUUACCUGGCGUUUUGUCCUAAA
This is a messenger RNA of Dunckerocampus dactyliophorus (ringed pipefish), 1701 nucleotides long. RefSeq names its product progestin and adipoQ receptor family member VIII (gene paqr8). NCBI's taxonomy places the organism in Eukaryota, Metazoa, Chordata, Actinopteri, Syngnathiformes, Syngnathidae. The record is from RefSeq and is a predicted model, not a curated record. Gene Ontology annotation, biological process: response to steroid hormone. The coding region runs from base 215 to 1477 and encodes 420 amino acids. The transcript is spliced from 3 exons. Gene Ontology annotation, cellular component: plasma membrane. Gene Ontology annotation, molecular function: nuclear steroid receptor activity; steroid binding.